Drosophila serrata is the source of this 2133-nucleotide messenger RNA. It is a transcript of the gene Synd, whose product is annotated as protein kinase C and casein kinase substrate in neurons protein Synd. Gene Ontology annotation, biological process: cytoskeleton organization; plasma membrane tubulation; regulation of endocytosis. Gene Ontology annotation, cellular component: endosome; cytoplasm; plasma membrane. Gene Ontology annotation, molecular function: phospholipid binding; protein binding. Lineage: Eukaryota; Metazoa; Arthropoda; Insecta; Diptera; Drosophilidae. The record is from RefSeq and is a predicted model, not a curated record.
UAUACAUUAACAUUUUUCAAAAUCCAACCGUUUUUUCACUCAUCUCUUUAAUUGGGCUUCCCAAAGAUGGAACCUGUGGUCAAAUUCUUUGACAUGUUGUCGUCCCUUGGGCGCAGUAUUGAAAUGUCCCACCACAGCGAUGAUCAGCUCCUGCAGGCUGGAAGCGAUUCCUUCUGGGAGCCUGGCAACUACAAACGCACCACCAAACGGAUCGAAGAUGGAAACAAACUCUGCAAUGACCUACAGCAACUGAUACAGGAGCGAGCCGACAUCGAGAAGGGAUAUGCGAAAAGCUUGCGCGCCUGGUCAAAGAAAUGGGGUGAACUCAUUGAGAAAGGACCGGAGUACGGUACCACGGAGGCAGCCUGGAAGGGCGUGCUGACGGAAUCGGAGCGCAUCUCCGAUGUUCACAUGAAGAUCAAGGAUAACCUCUGUAACGACAUCAACAACCAGAUCAAGACGUGGCAGAAGGAGAACUACCAUCACACGCUCAUGCAGAUCAAGGAGCGCAAGGACCUGGAGGAUCUAUUCAAGAAGGCCCAGAAACCCUGGGCCAAGUUACUGUCCAAGGUCGAGAAGGCCAAGGCAGACUACCAUUCGGCCUGCAAGACAGAGCGCAGUGCCACCAACCAGGAGCGUAAUGCCAAUGCCGACAGCUCAUUGUCGCCCGAUCAGGUGAAGAAAAUGCACGAUCGAGUGCAAAAGACCAAAGAUCAAGUGCAAAAGUGCCGCGAGAAAUAUGAGCAGUCUAUUGCGGAAAUCACCAAGUACAAUUCGGUGUACAUCGAGGACAUGACAUCCGUGUUCGAUAAGUGCCAAACAUUUGAGAAGCAACGGUUGCAGUUCUUCAAAGAAAUCCUAUUUAACGUGCACGCGUGUAUCGAUCUUACCAAAGUGCAAAGCCUGCCCCAAAUCUACGAGGAGUUUUACCACACGAUCAACAAUGCGGACCAUCAAAAAGACUUGAAGUGGUGGUCGAAUAAUCAUGGUAUAAACAUGGCCAUGAACUGGCCGUCAUUUGUGGAAUACACGGAGGAGUUCCGUGACAUUGCCAAGGGCAACAAAUCAAAAGAGGCACUGCCGGCAGCACCCAUCACGCUCAUCAAUCAGCGACCUGUGGCCGAGGAUGUGCACGAAUACUCCACAACAAACAGCCUGAAGAAGAACACCAGCACGCUGGGCAGCACCAGCAGCAGAGCGAGCGUGAAGAGCGAUAUUGUGGCCACGCAAUCCUCAGCCACCACAUCAGAAGCCAAAACAUCAGCGGCGGCUGCCGGGACCGCGACAGCGUCAGCUACGGCAGCAGCGGCAACGGCAGCGGCGGCAUCGAAUCGCAAUCCGAGCGUAACCAACGGCAACGGCAAAGUCGAUGCAAAUCCGUUCGACGAGGAGGAGGAGUGGGACGAGGGCGACAACGUGCUGGUGGACAACGGUGAGCCGGGUGUGCCGGUCAAAGCGCUGUAUGAUUACGAGGGCGCUGAAAGUGAUGAGCUCACAUUCAAGCAAGGUGAUGUUUUCGAGAAGCUUGAAGAUGAAGACGAACAAGGCUGGUGCAAGGGACGCAUGAAUGGUCGCGUCGGCCUGUAUCCGGCCAACUAUGUAGAGAUAUUCAACGCGUAAGAGGGCGGAGCAGCAGUAGUGGAAGUCGUUAAGCAGAUAUAGAUAUAUACAUGCAUAUACGUAUAUAUAGAUAUACACCGAGGUUAGAGACGCAUUACGGAUUGCGUAUACAGUAGAGCAGUCGUUGAUGAAAUAUUACCAUACAUAUGUAUUAGAAAUUGUUAUGAGCAAUCGCUCGCACUAUUCGCGUACUCUGUGCGCGAAAGUGCGGCCACUGAGGUAUUGGGCAUUGGGAGGAGAAUUUCUUUCAAACAACGGAUGCUCCAGAACCGAUUAGCCAACCAACAUACCAACAAACCAACCUACCAAUCAACUCACCAACAGUAGCAAUGCGGCCGUUAGCAGGCCGAUACGAACAUACGGUUAUAUGUAACAGAAACUUAGCUAAAAGUCGUCAACAGAACAAUAAGUGUAAACGUCAAUGUAUGCAAUGGCAUUACGAAUUAAAUGUAUUAUGUAAUUUAUAUGCUAUGUAUAACAACUGAAACUGAAAUUAUGUAUUUUUUGUCACGA